UCAACGAUAUGUCAAAUUUCUCGCCGAGUUCAGCUCAUUCUUGGUCUACCAAAAGCAACUUAUGAGCUGCGGGGAACAGGAAAAACACACAAAUGGGCUUUAGUCAAAGCUUCACUCUCGGCUUCUAGCAACGUAUGUAGCCAGAGCAUGCAUCGAUCGUAAAGUUUGGAGGCGAGAAUUGAGCGGACCUGAUGUUCUCACUGUCACUGCCUUGUCUGUUUUCUCAACGCCGGCUCGGUCCCGAGGGCUGUAUUUACGCUACUCAGGCUUCUCGACCUCGUGCCUCAUGUCGAAAGUGGGUAGCUCGUCCAAAGCUACGGAUUCUCGAUUGACGCGAAUGCCGCAAUCGAUGAUCUCAGGCGCCAUACAUCAUGUCCAGCUAGCCAUCUGAGGUCGCCGCGCUUUUCCUUUGGGGAAUGGGCGGCCGUAUUAAAGCUUUGGAUCGCAGAGUCUACGGCCGCCAGUCCACCCUCGACAAUGCUCGUUUUCCAGACUAUUCUCUUCGCACUCACCACCUUGAUCGGGGUCCAAGCUCUUGACCUCUCCGCCUCUCAGUGGAUCUGGACGACCGAUGUAUCAGGUGGCCUGGCUCCCGUUGGCUCCCGCGCGUUCCGCAAAGACUUUGUCGCGCCAGCUGGCAAGACGCCGCUGGAGGCAGACAUUAUCAUCACAGCCGACGCCUCCUUCAGCCUGUAUGUGAACAAUAACCUCGUUGGAUCGGGCGGGAACUACCGCUAUGCCACGCGGUUCUGCGUCCCCCUCAAAGAUUGCUUGAACGUGUUUGCCGUGAACGCUACGAACGGUGGGACCGCACCCAAUCCGGCUGGGCUGAUCGCCGCCAUCCAGAUCACCUACUCCGAUGGAACGACUUCGCAGCUGGUGUCAGAUGCGACCUGGCGCGGCGCUAUCACAUUCCCGAGCAACUACCAGUCCCUCUCGUUCGACGACAACUCGUGGCGCCCCGUGUUCGUCGAGGCUGACUUCGGCGCCUCGCCCUGGGGCACGAUCCCGGUUCCUCCCGCGCCCCCCGUGCUCACGCUGGCCGCCGCGUCUUGGAUCUGGACGACGGAGGUGUCGGGAGGGAAUGCCCCAGCGGGGACCCGCGCGUUCCUCCGCACCUACACGCCGCCACCCGGCCAGCGGGUCGCGUCUGCGACGGUGAUCAUCGCCGCGGACAACGAAUACACGCUCUACGCGAACGGUUUCCAGAUCGGCUCCGGGACGAGCUUCACUACGGCGCAGACCUGGAGCAUCAACCUUGGUGCCGCAUCGCAGGUCGUCUUCGCCGUGGUGGCGACGAACAUCCUCACCGUCCCGAACCCCGCGGGCGUCAUCUUUGUGGCGGAGAUCGACCUCGUCCAGACGGCGUGCAACUGCACCGGCGGAGCCUACCUGAUCAGCGAUGGAUCCUGGCUGUGGCCUGGGAACGCGUCGGUUCCGUCGGGCUUCCAGAAUCCCGGGUACGACAGCUCGUCCUGGACGGCUGUCACCACGGAAGGUAUGGACGGCGUUGCUCCAUGGGGCACAGUCGCUGUUUCUCCGUCGACGGGCACAAUAAAUGCUUUUUAGAGUCGCGAUCCUUCAAUGAAUGUUGGUAAAAUUUUGUAAAUGGGGCUGUCGCAGGAUUUGUAAAAAAACUUAUAGCAAUUUGCGAAUAUAAUGGCUUUUCCGAAAAAGAAAAAACUUUGUGAGCACAAGUGCAUGUAAGGUUAGGGCUUGUACACAGCCACUCCACACUUACGCUCUUGCCUCUCACAGGGCCGCGGACACUCCGUAUCGGGUCGGUCCGCCAGCUUCAGGACUUUUACUCUAAAAAAUUAGCGGUUUGGGGUCACUUUUACUCUAUUUCCGGACCGGAUAAUCAAAAAAUUUCUCCCACGCUAUGAAAAUU
Mycena citricolor is the source of this 1891-nucleotide messenger RNA. Lineage: Eukaryota; Fungi; Basidiomycota; Agaricomycetes; Agaricales; Mycenaceae. The record is from the annotation of a GenBank genome assembly.